AUUUGAAAGGUCAUCACCAACGCUGUCAUGCUGAACAGUGCGCAUGCGUAAAAUUUUUUAUUUCUAGUGGGUACUUGGAUGUUGGAAGCUCGGUGUAAUGGUCACUGAGAUUGUUUCUCCUUUUAAAGAAAAAGCCUAAAGUUUCAAUUCAAAAGUGAGUUGAUUACCCAACAUGUCUCCCCGCAUUGAUGACGUCAUGAAGCUGUGUUGCGAGCUAUCUGCAAAUCAGCAGAUAAAGACUACAGUGAAGCAUUCUGGGAAGGGAGCGAUGACUGCUGGGGGACUUGCUUUUGCUGGAGGAUUGGUUGGGGGACCUCUUGGCAUUGCUGUAGGUGGUGCUGUUGGAGGACUUCUGGGAUGCUGGAUGACAAGCGGUCAGUUCAAACCACUUCCUCAGGUCAUCAAUGAAAUGACCCCAGCGCAGCAGAAGCAGCUCUACGAGGACAUCAUGGCCAUCUUGGGCUCGAUCGAGUGGACUGAUGUAGUCCAGUUAACAGCCUUAGUCACAGGAAACGCUUCACUUCAGCAGCAAGUGACUGCUGCUUUACUGAGCUACAUUCACAAAGAGCUUCAGGCUGAGGUGCAUUAUGUGGACUGAACAAAUCACUCAUUUGGACAACAUACAAUUUAAUGACUGAUGUAAAGAAAAUGAUGUGUUCUAUUUAAGUGAAUGCUUAUUUAUUUUAUAGAACUUUUUAAAUUAUGUCUUUAAUGUCAAUUUUAGAAACAAAUUGCACAAGACACUACAGUUUUGACAAUAAGGACGAAUAAACGGUGGUUUUAAUUUAAAUAAUGUUCACACUAAUAUUGUAAUGCUGUGGUUUCUCACUGAUUUGAUUAUUUAUUUAUUUAUUUAUUUAUUUUCUCACAAUUUAGUUUUUUUCCCGUUCCCACCUACUGCUACAAGAUACACUUUAUUGGCAAAAGUAAGGGGCUCGGCCCCUUAGUUCCUGUGAAAGGAACUCUUCAGCAUACCAAGACAUUUUGGACAAUUUCAUACUUCCAACUUUGUGGGAACAGUUUGGGGAUGGCCUGAAAUACAACACAUGAAUUCAAUGAUUUGGAGGGGUGUCCCAAAACUUUUGCCAAUAUUGUGUAGCUACCAGUCACCAGACCCAACGUCCGAGUCAUGCUAGUUUUUGAUACUUAUAAUGCCAAGCCAAGUGUUGCUCAUGCACUAGAUACUUCUUAUGUUUUUAAUUAAACACAAAGUCUCUGUACUAUAAAGUCACUGGAUGAUGACCAGUUGCCUACGAUAUCCACAGGAGCAUCCCACCUCCCCCUGUUAUUCAAAGAUAAAAAAAUAUAUAUUUUAUUUUUGGCAUUCUCGUUGUCUUAUUAGUGCUUCAAAAAGUUAUUUUUGUGAAACCAGAUGCAACAGCACCACAAGUGAGAUUAAGCAAAAUCACACAGCUUGAUAAGAAAGUGAUGCUGACUAAUCCCAGCAUUAUGGAUGCAUGCAGCCAAUCAGACAGUUGGGUCAGGUGAUGACACAGACUGACACGCCCCCUAGAUUUGCUCUCUUCUCAUGAACUGAUAUCUUUCAUACUGUUUUACCGAUGCUUCUGUGUCAUCAGCUGGGUUUUUCUGCUGAAAUGUGUUUCCUUAGUUCAUAGUUGCAGGCACACAUCCAGAGAAACCUUAUUAUUAUUAUUAUUAUUAAAGACGAAUGAGUUGACCCUAACAGUUUAUUUGCUGAGCUCUUGGUGGCUUUGCCCUCACACCACCCGUCAGUGUGUAUAACAGAUCUCAGUUUGAUUCUAAAGUGACCUUAAUUAAUCUAUAAUUACAUUAUACUUACAUCACAUGUUUAAUUAUUCAGUUUUUAGCCUUUACACUCAUGUUACUUCUUAUUUGGCUUUUUGUUUGUUUUAAAAUAAAGCCAUUUCAAUCAACUUGGAUUCAAGCAUUUUAUUAAUUUUCUACCCAUUGUUUUUCUCAUUGAAAUUGUGAUGUCAUUUUAUUGUUUGUUGUCCUCAUUAUCUUUUGAAAAUAGUUUAGUUUAGCUAAUAGAAUUUUUGAAGGGGGGAAUGUGGGGCAUUUACAGCUUAAGCUACUAUUUAAGAAAGAGAGGCACUUGUGUAUCCUUGACCUGGUAGCCUGAAUGGUUUAAUCUAGAAGUGGUACAUGAUUAUUCUGAGCUCUCACCAUUAAAGGUGAUAUUCAGUUCAGUUGAUUUCUAGAUCCCAGUUAUGAGUCCUAAAGGUUUCCUGUUGGAUGACAUGAUAACUGCAUUCUUAUUUAAGAUGAAAUGCUUGUGAUUGACUGGAGUGUUCAUCUGAAAACCAUCUCAGACACAGAGCAGGACCAGUCUUGCUCUGUUUUACACUUCUGGACAUGGAUGACUAGUGAACUUCUAUAAAUGGUGUGCUACCUGGAUAGCCAUCUUUUGUUGUUUUCUCCUGUUUUGUGAACAUAAGUGUAAGCCUUUCUCAGUGUUUGGUCAUGGCACAUCUCUGACAGGAGAAAUUCCCAUCCUUGGUCUUUUGACUGCUGAGCAUGCUUUCACCUGCUCCCUAAUCUCAGUUUCAAU
Molecule: messenger RNA, 2533 nt
Organism: Hemibagrus wyckioides
Lineage: Eukaryota; Metazoa; Chordata; Actinopteri; Siluriformes; Bagridae
Product: protein C19orf12 homolog
Exons: 3
Coding region: 173-598 (141 amino acids)
Source: RefSeq, a predicted model, not a curated record